UUGCUUUAGUCACGUGCGGAUAUAUAUGUAUUUUAUAUAUUUUUGGUUGACUGGUGACAGGAUUGGUUGAAAUGAAUAACGCACUUGAACAGUACGCCUCUUCAGCCUCUUCAUCUACACCCCCUGUAUCAAAUCAGAAGAUCCGGCAAUGGAAGAGAGAGCCGACGAAGCACAAGUUCCUCUAGAGAAGGCGAUGAUUCCUCUGUUAGGGGAUGACAAUGUGGCGGAAGAGAAAGACAGAAAAACAAAGAGAAAGAUAUGGAUGGAGACGAAGAAGCUAUGGCGUAUCGUUGGACCAGCCAUAUUCACUAGGGUCUCCACCUAUUCGAUCUUCAUCAUCACUCAGGCCUUCGCCGGCCACCUCGGCGAGCUUGAGCUAGCCGCCAUAUCCAUCGUCAACAACGUCAUCGUCGGCUUCAACUAUGGCCUCCUACUUGGAAUGGCCACUGCGUUGGAAACAUUGUGCGGUCAAGCGUUUGGAGCGAAGAAGUAUGACAAGUUGGGAGUGUAUUUGCAGCGAUCUUGGAUUGUUCUCUUCUUAUGCUCCAUCUUGCUACUCCCCGUGUACUUCUUCACGUCUCCGAUUCUUAAGUUCGUCGGCCAGCCUGACGACAUCGCCGAGCUCUCUGGUACCGUCGCUGUUUGGGCCAUACCUGCCCAUUUCUCAUUUGCAUUCUUUUUCCCUAUCAACCGAUUCCUCCAAUCCCAGCUCAAGAAUAUGGUGAUUGCAAUCUCUUCCGGAGUGGCAUUUGUGGUACACAUAUUUGUGUGUUGGCUUUUUGUGUAUGUUCUUAAACUUGGAGUCAUAGGGACCAUCGCUACUGCUAACGUGUCAUGGUGGCUCAAUGUCUUCAUUUUAUUUACAUACACCACUUGUGGCGGUUGUCCGCUCACUUGGACCGGUUUCUCCGUCGAAGCUUUCACCAGACUAUGGGAGUUCACUAAGCUCUCUGCAUCCUCUGGAAUCAUGCUUUGCUUGGAGAAUUGGUAUUAUAGGAUUUUAAUUGUGAUGACAGGAAAUCUCCAGGACGCAAAAAUUGCUGUCGACUCUAUGUCUAUAUGCAUGUUGAUAAAUGGUCUGGAGACGAUGAUUCCACUUGCUUUCUUCGCCGGGACCAGGUAUCUGGGCAGCCACAUUCCCAACUAUCCCCGUAAGGGGUCCAGCGCCCCAACGGAAGGGAUGUUAAAUCCGUUGUGGCCGGGGUUCGAACUCGUGAUGACGGGCACCUCAGCCGAGGUUUCUAUACCACCAGACCACGAGGCCCGGUUAAGAACAAUUAGAUUUGGUUGUACUAGUUCACUUUAUAAGACUAGCUAUAAUUAUCUCUUCUUCAUAUUAUUGCUAGUCUGGUUGCUUCAUUUAUUUAGAUUGAUUAGGAUUAUAACAUGUUUUUGUAGUGUACGAGUAGCGAAUGAAUUAGGAGCAGGAAACGGGGGAAAAGCAAGGUUUGCAAUGAUCAUAUCAGUGAUACAAUCGUUAAUCAUCGGAAUAAUCCUAUCUGUGCUCGUAGUCUUUCUUCAUAAUCAAAUCGGUUGGAUCUUCUCUUCAAGCGAAGCUGUUAUAAAAGCAGUGAAUAACCUUUCUAUUCUUUUAGCCUUUACGAUUCUUCUCAACAGUGUCUAUCCCGUUCUUUCCGGUGCUGCGGUUGGUUCGGGUUGGCAAUCAGUAGUGGCAUACAUUAAUCUAGGAUGCUACUAUUUCAUUGGACUUCCACUUGGAUUUGUCAUGGGUUGGGUUUUCAACACCGGUGUUAAGGGUAUUUGGGCUGGUAUGAUAUUCGGAGGAACCGCUAUUCAGACGUUUAUAUUGAUUUUUAUUACUAUGAGAUGUGACUGGGAGAAUGAGGCACAGAAAGCAAGCAUGCGCGUUAAAAAUUGGCAGGUCUCGGAUGCAAGAAAAUGAAAGCGAAACCUUAAAUGUGCCAUAUUAUUGUCUCUGGAGCAUAUGUGUUUUAAAAUAAGUGACUAAACCCAAUACAUAUUGUAUCAUGUCAAUCACCUAAACAAAUGAUCGAAGGCCACAACUGGAGCAAUGACCGAUUUGUUUUCUUUAUGAAUGUUUUAUAAUAGAAUAGGAAAUUAAGUUACACGUUGACUUUAUAAUUUUUUUAAUUCUUUACAUAAGGAAUUACUUAUA
Messenger RNA from Brassica napus (rape), 2137 nucleotides. RefSeq names its product protein DETOXIFICATION 28. Gene Ontology annotation, cellular component: membrane. Gene Ontology annotation, molecular function: antiporter activity; xenobiotic transmembrane transporter activity. The record is from RefSeq and is a predicted model, not a curated record. NCBI's taxonomy places the organism in Eukaryota, Viridiplantae, Streptophyta, Magnoliopsida, Brassicales, Brassicaceae. The coding region runs from base 149 to 1903 and encodes 584 amino acids. The transcript has 10 exons. Gene Ontology annotation, biological process: xenobiotic detoxification by transmembrane export across the plasma membrane.